AUGUCCAUCUUUAACAAAGAUAAAGAAGAUGCCACAGUCUCGCCCGUCAGGGUUCAGACCCCUCAGGAUUUACAAGAGGGUUUGAUGGCCGAUAAUGCUGACAACCUCCAACGCCACCUUGGUAACCGCCAGAUCCAACUUAUGGCCAUUGGUGGUUCAAUUGGAACUGCCUUGUUCGUGAGUAUUGGAACUGGUUUGUAUCAUGGAGGUCCUGGUGGCUUGUUCCUUGCCUUCUCGAUCCAAUGUAUUUUCUUGGCCAUGGUAAAUAACUGCCUUGCUGAAAUGACUACCGCCUUCCCCGUCAGUGGAGGUUUUAUUCGUUUGGCUGGUAAAUGGGUAGACGAUGCACUGGGUUUUAUGGUUGGCUGGAAUUUCUUUUUCUACGAGGCUCUUUUGAUUCCUUUCGAAAUCUCGGCUUUUACACUUGUUGUUUCCUUCUGGAGCGAUAAAGUCACUGAAACUGGUCCAAUCGCCGGUAUCACUGCUGCACUCAUUAUCUGCUAUGGUUUCCUCAACAUCUUGGCCGUGAAGGCAUAUGGUGAAGCUGAAUUUUGGCUGUCUGGCGGUAAAGUCGUUCUUAUCUUCUCCCUGUUCUUCUUCACUUUCAUCACAAUGGUGGGAGGUAACCCUCAACACGACGCCUUCGGCUUCCGCUACUGGAACAACCCAGGCUCUUUCAUGGAAUAUCUUGAUACUGGCAGUCUCGGUCGAUUUGAGGGAUUCCUCGGCUCGCUCUGGUCGGCUUGUUUUGCCGUUGUCGGUCCUGAGUAUAUUUCAAUGGUCGCUGCCGAGGCUAAGCGUCCCCGCAUCUACAUCAAAAAUGCCUUCAAGACUGUCUACAUCCGGUUUGGUAUCUUCUUCAUGGGUGGUGCCCUGGCUGUUGGUAUCAUCUGCUCUUGCCGUGAUCCAGCUUUGACCGCCGUUGUUGAGGGCACAAGUUCUAGCGCUGGAGCGGGUUCGUCACCAUAUGUCAUUGGCAUGAAGAACAUGGGCAUCACCAUUUUCCCGCACAUUGUUAACGCCCUGUUGUUGACUUCUAUCUUCUCGGCCGGUAACACCUACACCUACUGUGCUAUUCGUACUCUGUACAGUUUGGCACUAGAGGGCCGAGCUCCUCGCGUCUUGACCAAGACGACUCGCAACGGUGUUCCGAUCUACUGCUUCUGCGUCGUGAUGAUCUUUCCCAUCCUAUCCUUCCUGCAGGUUUCGAACAGCUCUUCCAUCGUCAUCACUUGGUUCGCCAACCUUGUCACAGCAGGCGGCCUGAUCAACUACAUCGUGAUCACAAUCACCUACAUCGCCUUCCACCGUGCCUGCAAAGCCCAAGGCCUAGACAGACGCUCCCUUUCCUACUUCGGCUGGUUCCAGCCUUACUGUGCCUAUAUCGCCCUGGUCUGGAUGUUUAUUGUAACAUGUGUCUACGGCUACCCAUCUUAUAAGCCCUGGUCCACAUCAACCUUCUUCUCAGACUACACAAUGCAGCUCUUCAUUCCGCUCCUCUACCCAAUCUGGAAGAUCAUCAAGAAGACUUCUAUCGUCAAAUCCACUGAAGUGGAUCUUGAAUGGGAACGUCCUUUGAUCGAUGCGUACGAGGCUAGCUUCACUGAUGAGCCUGUUGGUUUCUGGAGGGAAUUGGGCCAGAUGGUUGGUUAUCGCCGUAUCAAGGGCGGCAAUGAUAAGCGGGCUCCUCCUACGCAUACCGCUGGGUCUGUCGGUAGUGCAAAGGAUUCUCCUGCUUGA
Penicillium taxi is the source of this 1740-nucleotide messenger RNA. RefSeq names its product General amino acid permease AGP2. Gene Ontology annotation, cellular component: membrane. Gene Ontology annotation, biological process: amino acid transmembrane transport. NCBI's taxonomy places the organism in Eukaryota, Fungi, Ascomycota, Eurotiomycetes, Eurotiales, Aspergillaceae. Gene Ontology annotation, molecular function: amino acid transmembrane transporter activity. Bases 1 to 1740 code for a protein of 579 amino acids. The record is from RefSeq and is a predicted model, not a curated record. The transcript has 5 exons.